AUGGCAAACUCAUCUCCAAGCACAUCUUCAUCGGUCGAGUCCACCGCAAACCUCAACAUCCUCUGCCAGACGCUGCCUCCUCCUGGAAGAUUCCCAAUCCGGGAUCUGCCUUUGAGCACAACCAUCGGCCAGCUUCGGACUCGCAUCGCAGAGACCUUCCCUGGUAACCCUCCUUCUUCGACUCAACGCCUCAUCUACCAAGGCAGAGCACUCCUUGGUGAUAGUGUCACUCUCGGGGACAUCCUGCCAGCUGCUAAUCCUAUCCUGCAGAACACUUCUUACGCAUUCCAUCUCGUGCUCCCUCCACCCGAGCCGACUCCUGCGCCAGCUUCAAAUGUCUCUGGCUCGCUCCGCCCACGUGAGGCCCGGUCUUUGGGUCCUGGUGCUCCGAGUUUAUUCGGCAGCCCUGCGCCCAACACCCCUACAUUUGGACAGAACACUCCAGCUAGCUCAGGCAUAUUCGGCCCUAGCACGGCUCCAACAACUGGCUUAGGUCAGGCAGUAGCUGGUUCGGGUUUGUUUGGAAACCCUCCAACGCAGGCAGCUACUUUGACGUCCAAUCGCCCAGCUGGUUCCGGGUUAUUUGGUUCUGCUCCAGCCAAUGCAAACCCCUUCGGACAAGCCAAUCCGGGCCCCGGGUUCGCAGUCAACAAUGGAAACCCUACAGCGCAGGCCGCUGCUGCCGCACCCAAUCAUCCAGCCGGUUCCGGUUUAUUUGGCCCUGUCCCAGCCAAUACAACCCCCUUCGGGCAUGGUAAUCUGGGAUUCGGAGCGGCACUCAACAAUGGGCAUCCGUUUGCCAAUAACAGAAAUUUUUUCAACUCCGCUGGCAAUAAUACCAAUGGUGGUUUCCCAGGCUUCCAAACACGCAGUCCUGAACAGGAUACCGACACCCGCUUGCGCCUUGCCCGUUUGCAAGGCCAAAUAGAAGAGAUUGAACGUCAGCUGGAGCGAAACCUCCUUCCUCACACAAUGCAACAAAUCAUUAACACUCGGACGGAACUUCUGGGACUUCAAGAUGACCAAUUCAGCAGACGAAAUUCGCUACCAGAAGUUGAACGAUUGAUUACACGCAUCCUGAGCGCUUACAGUCGUGCGCGCCAGCUGGAAAGCAUGCAACCUCCGGUGGAAGAACCAAUUUACAGCCCGUUGCCCAAUUGGGGGAACUCUAUCUACCUUGCCGUUAGCCCAAAUAAUUCCCCUGCUCUUAUCAUGGGCACGCAGAUACAUAAUCACCCCACGAACCCUCUAUCAUCUACAGCAGAACUCGAUCCACCAAUUCCUCCCCAGCCUCUCCAUCCCGCAGCAAUGGCUGAGAACGUGGCUCGCCAGGCAAUUCCAAAUCGACAGAGAAACGUUAUCAAUGCCGAACAAGUGGGCUUGGUCCAGCACCUGGGCCGCAUCUGGCUAUUUGCGCGACUUUGGUUCAUCUGCUACUUGACUAGUGAGCCUGGCACAUGGAGACGAUACAUUAUGGUUGCCUUUUCCCUGCUGGCCACUUUUCUGUCAGGCACAGAGGCUCCCGGGCAAAUACUGAGAGCAGUUGUGACCCCCGCCCUGCAUCACCUCGAGGCUUUGGUUCGUGCUGGCGGACCUGCGGAUCCGGCCGCUGCUAAUGACGCCGAGGCUGAGGUCUUCAGCCUGCGGGAUCAAUUGCGUCGCCUCGAGCGGUCCGUUGUACUUCUCGUGGCUAGCAUUGUACCGGGCUUUGGUGAGCGACAAGUCGAGGCUCACAAUGCGGCCGAGGCUGAGGCGGAGCGCGCGCGCCAGCAACAGGUGCAGGCAGAGCAAGAGCGCCAGGCUCAGAAUGCCGAGGCUGCGGCCUCUGCAAUUCCUGCUGUGGAGGAGGUGCAGGAGGAGGCUCAUGCCCCCAAUUAG
This is a messenger RNA of Penicillium nucicola, 1878 nucleotides long. RefSeq lists its product as uncharacterized. Gene Ontology annotation, biological process: endoplasmic reticulum unfolded protein response. The record is from RefSeq and is a predicted model, not a curated record. Gene Ontology annotation, molecular function: protein binding. Bases 1 to 1878 code for a protein of 625 amino acids. NCBI's taxonomy places the organism in Eukaryota, Fungi, Ascomycota, Eurotiomycetes, Eurotiales, Aspergillaceae. The transcript has 2 exons.